This is a messenger RNA of Sinocyclocheilus anshuiensis, 1764 nucleotides long. RefSeq names its product TOX high mobility group box family member 4-A-like. Gene Ontology annotation, biological process: regulation of transcription by RNA polymerase II. Bases 208 to 1764 code for a protein of 518 amino acids. Gene Ontology annotation, cellular component: nucleus. The record is from RefSeq and is a predicted model, not a curated record. Gene Ontology annotation, molecular function: chromatin DNA binding. The transcript is spliced from 6 exons. NCBI's taxonomy places the organism in Eukaryota, Metazoa, Chordata, Actinopteri, Cypriniformes, Cyprinidae.
CCGGAAGCUGUGGUUGCCGUGGUGAUCGUGUGAGGGGCGGGGCCGCGCCGUCGCGUCACAUCCGCUCAUCUCCAACCCGGAAGACCGGGAGCCAUGAUGAUGCGCGAUCCGUUCGCGUUUUUUCCGUGAGAACCGCUUUGAUGGGACACACACACACAUACACACAGAGAGAGAGAGAGAGGGAAAGCGUGUGUUUUCAGGGCGAGUAUGGAGACAUUUUACACUCCCAGUCUGGGCGAUGAGGAUCUGGAUCUGGACCCGGACUCGGCGCUCGGCGUCUCUGGCGUGGUGUCUGAUUUCGGAGAGCUGGGCGACGGCGUGCCGGCUGGAGUUCCCGGGAACGCUGUGGUCGGAGGGAAUGACCCGUCGUUCGCCUCGACCUUCGUGAACACGCCGUCUCAGAGUCUGGAGCACCUGAGUCUGAUGAGCCAGCAGAGCGGCGGACCGAUGCUGGGGUCUGUAAUGGGAAUGGAUCUCGCUCAUCCUAUUGGCUCUCAGUUCAGCAGCUCUUCUCCAAUGACCAUCGACGUCCCGCUGAGUGACAUCAACCACGGCCUGCUGGGCCACACCCAGCUGACCACCAUCGACCAAUCAGAGCUCAGCGCGCAGCUGGGCCUCAGUCUGGGCGGCGGCACCAUCCUGCCCCGCCCACAGUCACCUGACCAGCCGCUGUCCACUGAUUCGCUGUCUGAUUCGCUGCACGACGACGACAUGGACGACUUCAGACGGAAGAGCGUUCUGGUGGACUCUCCGGUGUCUCUGUGCGUGUUGUCUGGUGUCAUCUCCCUCUCGCCGUCUCUGUCGGAGCAGCCGGCCGUCCCAGCAUCCUCUGCUGCUCCCGCACGGAAGGCAGUCGGCGGGAAAAAGGGCAAGAAGAAGAAAGACCCGAACGAGCCGCAGAAACCCGUGUCGGCUUACGCGCUCUUCUUCAGGGACACGCAAGCCGCCAUCAAGGGCCAGAACCCCAGCGCCACCUUCGGAGAGGUGUCCAAGAUCGUGGCCUCCAUGUGGGACAGUCUGGGAGAGGAGCAGAAACAGGUCUACAAGAGGAAGACGGAAGCUGCCAAGAAGGAGUAUCUGAAGACCCUGGCAGCUUACAAAGCCAAUCAGCUGUCACAGCAGCCGACUAUUGAAGUGUUAGACGCUCCUGCGUCUCCUGCCGCCGCCGUGGCCCCGCCUCCCGAACCCGCAUUGACCGUCACCCCGCCGCGCUCGUCCCGCAUCCCGCUGCACGCGCCCGACAACAACACCAUCACCAACAUCUGCACCUCCAACAUCAUCCUGGACCUGCCGCAGGUGACGACGCGCUCGCGCACAGGUGCGCACAAACCCCCGGCCCCGCCCCCCGUCAACAAGAUCCUCAUCUCCAAGCAUCAGCUGCAGUCGCCGCGGCAACCUCCGCCGCUGCAGCAGAUGCAGAACACGCCUCCACCCCCGCGCCUGCAGCAGAUGGUACAUUCCCCGGCUCCGCCCCCUCUGCAGGCCAAACCGCGACAGGUGGUUGCCAUGGCGCCGCCGCCACCCCUGCAGAUCAAGAUCGUCCCGGCGCCCUCACAGACUGACAUGAGCGCGCCGAUCAUCGUGACGACCGCGGCCUCGUCUGUGGUGGAGGUGCCGCCGCCCGCUGCCAUAGUAACAGACCUGUCGCCGUCGGCAACCGAGGAGGUGGCUGAAGAAGGGGUGAGUCCGAACUCUGUGUGUGAAAAUACUGUUCUGAACAAAAAAUUUUAUUUUUUAUUUCCUGUUGUUUUGUUGAUGAGUUGA